This is a messenger RNA of Orbicella faveolata, 723 nucleotides long. Its product is annotated as zinc metalloproteinase nas-13-like. Gene Ontology annotation, molecular function: zinc ion binding; metalloendopeptidase activity. Gene Ontology annotation, biological process: proteolysis. The record is from RefSeq and is a predicted model, not a curated record. Lineage: Eukaryota; Metazoa; Cnidaria; Anthozoa; Scleractinia; Merulinidae.
AUGUGCCUUUCGCAUCCUUUAAAUGAUAAACCUCAUCACCAUCCUCCAGUGUUUGAUGGAACUGAUAAGACAGUACCAACGGACUUACAGGACAAAUCAGUCGUUGAUGAAAUUGAGGAGGUCAAUGAAGCUGAAGCUCGAGAAAAUGUUCUUGCAGCAAUGAGGGAGAUUCAAAAUGCAUCCUGCGUGCGAUUCAAAGACAAGGAAGAUGGCGACAAACACUGGAUUAAACUGGUCAAAAAAGCCGGGUGUUGGUCCAAUAUUGGCCGAGAGUACAGUGUGCCUGGAGCCCAGGAGCUCUCCAUAGGUGUAGGAUGCAACACUAAAGGAAUCAUUACGCACGAGCUCAUGCACGCCCUCGGGUUCUGGCACGAGCAGUCCCGCACAGAUCGGGACGACUAUAUAGCAGUAUUAUGGGAGAACAUUAAAAAUGGUCAACAAAGAAACUUCAACAAGUAUCCGACAGAAGAGGUGGACUAUGCUGGCGGAAUGUACGACUUUGAGAGCAUCAUGCAUUAUGGCAAUUACUUGUUCUCCAAGAACAGAAAAAUGACAAUGGUCGCACUGAAAAAUCCCACCUUGCUAUUCGGCCAAAAGCUACGUCUGAGUAAGACGGACAUUUUGCAAUUAAACGCCGUCUAUGACUGCAAAAUUCUGUACUGGGACGAGGUGAAGGGCCUUUCUGUGGAUAACACACGAUACUGGCCAGAGUCACGUGAUUAG